Molecule: messenger RNA, 444 nt
Organism: Microthlaspi erraticum
Lineage: Eukaryota; Viridiplantae; Streptophyta; Magnoliopsida; Brassicales; Brassicaceae
Source: the annotation of a GenBank genome assembly
AUGAAAUCGGGCUUCAAAACGGGCUUCGGGUCGACCGCGGCGUUCGGACGGUCGGUCGGGACGAUCGGCCGGAAAUCGGGUCGUGGCCGUGGUCGGAUCGAUCGGAUCGAUCGUGGCCGGACGGAUGCGUGUCGGCCGCUGUGUUGCGCGGACGCGAGGCGUUGCUUCCCGGCCGCGCAACUCACCUCACGUACGCGCACGAACGCUUCGUCCGACCCGGGAAACUAUGCCUCGCGUCCGGCCGAAGAUUUCCAUCGGCCAAUUCCUAUCCGCCCGACCACGCCGGCCGAUCGUCAUAACAUCCGGCCCCGACCGUUCCGACUCGGCCAAAGACCCGACUGUCCGGCCGAUCGUCCCGACGACCGUCCGAACGCCGCGGUCGACCCGAAGCCGUUUUUGAAGCCCAAUCCGCACAAUUCAAGCCCAAAGCCGGCGCCGACCUAG